AUGGCACCACGUACACCAACUCUCGCAAUCUUUGCUCUCAUCGGCGCCGUCACCUUCUUACUUUAUAGCAUCCUCACACCUCCAAAUUUCAGCUACAAGCGCUUCAUCUCUGGAAUGUCUCAGACGCAGUGGUCUUCACCGUACUCUGCUUAUCUGCAGCGUGCGGACCCCCAACCCGACUUUACACCCACCCGUUCAGCACUUCAGCUCGCAGUUCUUCGCAACUCCCCCGUCGAGCCAGAGGGAUUCACCUUGGCCUUGUUCUCGCCUCUCACUGCAAUCGAUGCCAAGGGACAUGUCUAUACCCUCCAACAAGGAGACUACGAAGGGAUUCUCGCCAUCGCGGAGCGCGUGAAGCUCCUGCCCAACACAGGCGGGUUCAGAAACACAUGGAGGGUGUUGCACGACACAACCAGCAAGCCCAUCGAUCGCGUGCUUUCGCCGAAGACCGCCUUAGGCGAUGCCCCAUCCUCCGAGGGAUAUGAAGCAGAAUACGUCGAGACAAGCGUGUAUGGGUUUGAUAAGACGCGGAGGCAGCUGAAGGAGCCAGUCGAUGAAUAUACGGAGCUGCCUGACGAGCUGUGGGAGCUGACGGGCCUUGCUUGGGAGGCGCGGGAGACGUCUGGCGAGAGGGACGAGUUGGCGCUCCAGAAGGUCCGGGCAGUCCUUGUGGACGCGUUGUAG
This is a messenger RNA of Cyclocybe aegerita, 684 nucleotides long. Lineage: Eukaryota; Fungi; Basidiomycota; Agaricomycetes; Agaricales; Hemipholiotaceae. The record is from the annotation of a GenBank genome assembly.